This is a messenger RNA of Entrophospora candida, 1032 nucleotides long. The record is from the annotation of a GenBank genome assembly. Lineage: Eukaryota; Fungi; Glomeromycota; Glomeromycetes; Entrophosporales; Entrophosporaceae.
AUGUCUUUGAAGGUUCCAUUUUAUAUCGCGUGUAGCAAUUUCUUAUUAUUAACAGAUGUAUUUCCACAAGUUUAUCAUUUGACAAUUUAUCGUGACAUUUGGCCAGGAUUUGCAUGUGAAGUUUUUGGAGCGUUUAUAUUCUUAUUUAUGCUUUUGAAUAUUCUAUUGGUGGUCGCGGUUUCAAUAAACACUUAUAUAAGAAUAUGUUUAGAGAAAAAUCCAAGUUUAGGAAGAUAUGAUUGGAAAUUAUUAUUAACAGUAUUGAUAAUAAGUCUAGCUAUUGCAGCCACAGGUGGUAAUGCAAUUUCUACAACCAUCAUCUUGGUAUUAGCCUUACUCAUAUCAUCAUUUUGCUAUGGAUGCAUAAUUUAUAAAAUUAAUAGUAUAGAUCAAAGAUUAUUAAAUGGUCAAAGACAAAUAACAAUACGUGCGCAUGUAUCUAAAAAAAUAGCUGGCUACAUUUUAAUUUUUAUUCUUCAAUGGAUUCCUACAUUACCAAGAUAUCUUUAUAAAAUAUAUUCGCCAGAUGCACCAACCUGGCUUUUUAUUUUAAUAAUUAUAUCUGUAAAUACUGGUGGUAUCGGAAAUGCUUGCCUCUACCACCAUCAAGAAGCAUUUAAAGACAUAACCAAUUCUUCAUCAAUGGAAGGUUCAGAUACUACUAAUAAUAUUGUGGGAGAAUCACCACCACGUAUUUUUACACCACAAUUUACUACAACGUCAGGUGCCUUGGAUAUAUUCAUUUUACGUAGUGCAUUUUUAGAUAUGGUUCCGUCACUAUUAAUAAUCUCAAUCGGAUCCAUGGAUUCUUUGGAACCUCUUUUUCGAUUGUAUGGCCAUGGUAAAAAAGUUCGUGUAAAAUGCAAUCCAACAGACACAGUUGGUGAAUUAAAGAAAUUAAUUUCAGCUCAAACUGGCACUGAUCCUUCAAGAAUUAUUUUAAAAAAAUGGUAUACAACUUUUAAAAAUCAUAUCACAUUGGAAGAUUAUGAAAUUAAUGAUGGAAUGAAUCUUGAAUUGUAUUAUUCAUAA